AUGAAGCACCUUUGCUACGAAGGAAGCGCGUUUCUGCGUCAGCGUCUGCUGCUGUCCACACUGACCGGCCAGCCGGUGCGGAUCUCGCAGAUUCGCGCAGCGCCGGGGGGACUAGCGAUGCCAGGCCUGCGGCCGUACGAGGCUUCUUUGCUUCGCCUUCUCUGUAAAGUGACAGCGGGGACGCGCGUCCACAUCGACGCGACAGGGACAGUCUUGACGUACGUGCCUGGUCAGUUGCUAGGUAGCGACGAAGAUAACCCGGACAGCCUGGUGCAUGUUUGUCACCCAGGCAGAGGCCUCUCGUAUUACCUCGACGUGCUACUCCUCCUUGCCCCAUUCUGCAAAAAUCCCCUGUCGAUUUCGCUCUCCGGCGUCACGGACGGGUCUGAGUUUGAUCCACCCGUCGACCUCACGCGCUCUGUCACUGUCCCUACACUCCACCGCCUGCUGUCUCUCGUGGCGAAUCGCGGCGUGGGGGCAGCGGGCGGCGGCGCGCCUCCACUGUCUUUUGAGCUGAAACUGAUUCGCCGUGGCUUUCCGCCGGCAGGAGGAGGUGAGGUGUCUCUACGCUGCUCUGGCGUUCUCUCUGGACCGCUUCAGCCCUUCACUCUGGUCGAGACGGGGCGAAUCAAGCGCGUUCGCGGCGUCGCCUUCGCAGAGAAUGUUAACCCCCUGCUGGCCCGCAGAUGUAUCAACCGCAUUCGGCACGUGUUCAAUGCCUUUCUCCCUGACGUCUGGGUGUACCUAGAUGUCAAGAAGAAGGGGGCGCCGGAGGCACACGCACGUGAAAAGCGCGCGAACACAGAGAAGAGGCGAGGCGUUGGAGUCACCCUCGUUGCGGAGACGAUCAGCGGGAACUUCAAAGGGGCGUUUGCGUGUGAGCAUUCUCAAGAAGCAGAUGACAGCAAACGCAAAGAGGCAAACGAGGGCGCGACUGAAGCAGCAGAUGUGUACAGAGCGACAGGCAACUGCAAGCUGGCUCGACUGUUAGAACAGGAAGCACGAGAGAAUACGGAAGAACACAGCGGAGUGUUGGGAGAGGGGACGGAAAAACUGGGGCAAUCGGAGCAAAUGGGCGAACACGUCGCACAUCGUCUUCUCCUGGAAAUCAUGCAGGGGGGCGUCGUCGACACGAACCACCAAUAUGUGGCGCUCCUCUUCGCUGCCGCAGCAGAAGAACACCAGCCAAGCAAGUUGAGACUGUCGCGGUUGACGCCGUACACGACCCAGUUCCUACGGCACUUGAGAGAUUUCCUUGGCGUCACGUUUCAUUUCGAGGAGACAGACGCCGAGACCACCGAGGUUCUUCUUAAAUGUGUUGGCGUCGGGUUGCGGAAUACUGCAAGGAAGACUUUUUAA
Neospora caninum is the source of this 1359-nucleotide messenger RNA. RefSeq names its product putative RNA 3' terminal phosphate cyclase. Gene Ontology annotation, molecular function: RNA endonuclease activity. The record is from RefSeq and is a predicted model, not a curated record. Bases 1 to 1359 code for a protein of 452 amino acids. Gene Ontology annotation, cellular component: nucleolus. Lineage: Eukaryota; Apicomplexa; Conoidasida; Eucoccidiorida; Sarcocystidae. The transcript has 2 exons. Gene Ontology annotation, biological process: ribosome biogenesis; endonucleolytic cleavage of tricistronic rRNA transcript (SSU-rRNA, 5.8S rRNA, LSU-rRNA).